Molecule: messenger RNA, 3605 nt
Organism: Rhododendron vialii
Lineage: Eukaryota; Viridiplantae; Streptophyta; Magnoliopsida; Ericales; Ericaceae
Product: granule-bound starch synthase 1, chloroplastic/amyloplastic-like
Exons: 13
Coding region: 46-1875 (609 amino acids)
Molecular function (GO): alpha-1,4-glucan glucosyltransferase (UDP-glucose donor) activity
Source: RefSeq, a predicted model, not a curated record
CUUUCUCUAUAAUUGCUGUCUCGUGCGUUUCAGAUUUGUGGAGGAAUGGCAACCGUGGCCUCUUCGCGGCUUGUAUCGAGGAGCUCCGCAACUGGAUCGGACCGUAAAUCACCGUUCGCCGAAGAUGGCGCCAUGAGAAGCAAACACAUGACUUACAGUGGACUGAGACCUUCUAACAAACUGGAUCUGCUACAGUUGAGAACCAAUGCGAAGGCCGGUAGCAGGCUGUUUGGGAGGAAAGCGGCCAAAACUGAAACAGCCAGGGCAUCCCAGGGAGUAAUCAAGUGUGGAAUGAACUUGGUCUUUGUUGGAGCAGAGGUUGGUCCCUGGAGCAAGACCGGUGGACUCGGCGACGUUCUUGGAGGACUCCCCCCGGCCAUGGCGGCCAAUGGGCACCGAGUCAUGACAGUAUCACCACGAUACGACCAGUAUAAAGAUGCCUGGGAUACAGAGGUGUUCGUUGAGAUCAAAGUCGGGGACAGACUUGAAACCGUUCGCUUCUUCCACUGCUACAAACGAGGUGUUGACCGUGUUUUCGUAGACCAUCCACUCUUCCUUGAGAAGGUGUGGGGAAAAACUGCAACCAAAAUCUAUGGUCCCAAGGCCGGAGUGGAUUAUAAAGACAACCAACUUCGCUUCAGCCUGUUAUGCCAGGCUGCUCUUGAAGCACCAAGGGUCCUGAAUUUAAACAGCAGCAAAUACUUCUCCGGACCAUAUGGAGAGAACGUUGUUUUCAUUGCUAACGAUUGGCACACCGCUCUUCUUCCCUGCUACCUAAAAACUAUGUACAAAUCUAGGGGAAUGUAUAAAAGUGCCAAGGUUGCUUUUUGCAUUCACAACAUUGCCUACCAAGGCAGAUUUGCCUUUGGAGAUUUUUCACUACUAAACCUCCCAGAUCAAUUUAAGGGAUCUUUUGAUUUCAUGGACGGAUAUAACAAGCCGGUGAAGGGAAGGAAGAUUAACUGGAUGAAGGCUGGGAUACUAGAAUCAGACAGGGUUGUGACAGUUAGCCCCUAUUACGCUCACGAACUUGUUUCAGGUGAAGAUAAAGGUGUGGAAUUGGAUAACAUCCUUCGCGUGACUGGUAUCACUGGUAUUGUGAAUGGCAUGGAUGCACAAGAGUGGAACCCAUCUACUGACAAAUAUAUCGAUGUGAAGUACAAUGCCACAACUGUGAUGGAUGCGAAGCCCAUUUUGAAAGAAGCCCUACAAGCAGAAGUUGGGCUGCCUGUUGAUAGGAACAUUCCUGUAAUUGGCUUCAUCGGUAGACUUGAAGAGCAGAAAGGUUCUGAUAUUCUUGUAGAAGCCAUUUCACAGUUUGUUGGAGAGGAUGUACAGAUAAUUAUUCUCGGGACUGGCAAAAAGCAUAUGGAGGAACAGAUUGAGGAACUGGGAGACCUGUAUCCUGACAAGGCCCGUGGAGUGGCAAAGUUCAAUCGCCCUUUGGCCCAUAUGAUCAUAGCUGGAGUGGAUUUUAUGUUGAUCCCCAGUAGAUUUGAACCAUGCGGUCUUAUUCAGCUGCAAGCAAUGCCAUAUGGAACGAUUCCCAUUGUUGCCUCAACUGGUGGACUGUUCGACACCGUGAAAGAAGGUUUUACAGGAUUCCAAAUGGGUGCCUUCAACGUUGAGUGCGAGACUGUCGAUCCUGCUGAUGUGAAAGCAGUGGCAACGACUGUGAAGAGGGCACUCCAAACCUACAGCACCCCUGCUUUGGCAGAGAUGAUUCAGAACUGCAUGGCUCAAGAACUCUCGUGGAAGGAGCCUGCAAAGAAGUGGGAGAAGCUGCUGUUGAGCAUGGAGGGAGCUGGCAGCAAACCAGGUGUUGAUGGGGAGGAGAUAGCUCCUCUUGCUAAAGAGAACGUUGCAACUCCUUGAGCACCAAACUGCUGUUCCUGGGGCUACUUACUAGUAGUUAAUUUUGACGGUUCUUACUGAAUAGUACCAUACUCAAAACUUGUAAUCUUUCAAGUAGAUGGAUUGAAAAACGGAUGGUUACCAGAAAGGUCCCGAGUGUGACUAUUGUAAUGGUGUUCGAUAGUGUAAUUAAAAAAUCGAACCUUGUUGAACCAAUUACCAGAGUUGUUUGUAUUCCUGCGGCUCCUGCCAUACCAAAUUCUUUACUUCAUAUGCAGCGUUGGUAAAAUGGAGACAAUAGGCUAGUCAUAUGCAGAGACCCAUUGUGGCCCCUCUAAAUCCCAAAUAGAAUAUAAUCCAGCAAAGAUAAACGUACUAUUCUUCUGCAUUCUGGCAUCCCUAUUCACAAUCCUCCAACUACAAAAAUUUUGUUCACAACAAUUGGCAUUCUUCUGCCUAUAACGGACCUUCCGGGAAACGUGUUCAUUUACUUGUUGAACAACCAAAUCAAGGAGAACGAUCUUACGAGAAUCAAGAAAGCAUACCUUCCAACAAGUAAAAACUCAGGGAAACUUUUUUGAUAAGGGAAAAAAAAAACCCCUUGGGAGGAUUCACCAACGGUUCCAGAGCAUGGUGUUAAAUGGCAUUUGCUUUACAGACAGUAACUGGGAAUUUAUUCUGUGUACAUUUUCUUAAUGUGUUCAUCAAAAAAAGAUCAAUGAAUGUCUUGAAAAACUCUGUAGGUUCUUUCUUGCUAUAUGUAGUAUAGUAUGUCAUAGCAACCCAAGCAAGGUUCCUAACUUUGUGCCAAAUGAUUUACCACUUAAUAUAUACCAAUGGGCCACAAAAUUUCAGCAUCCCAAGUGUGUUGUGGCUUAGAAGCACCACUUACAUGGCAAACCUUCUGCCAAAUGUGCCUGGAAUAGAGGCAGCCAAAGAGGAUGUGAGGUACAGAUUCUAUUUCUUGAUGGCAGAAGGAGCAAACAGCUAAAAAAGAUAACUCCCCUGUUAAGGUUACAAAGCUUAUCUUAGCUCUCAGCUUCUUUUGUAUUGCCAUCCAUACGAUAAAGCUGUACCUUGGUAUGCACUUAGGGAACUAGACUAGUUCGUGCCAAUGGACAAAAGGUACAUUGGCAUAAAUGUUCUACUAAAAUCAAGUGUAUGUGUUUUGCCUACCGAACUCGAGAAGCAUGUCCCAAGGCUAUCACUUCAGCAGGAGCACCCAAAGCAAGAAUACUGUGUGAAUCAAGAGGGGACGAACAACCCAAUUGGGAGGGCAGAAGGGCCCCAAAAUUAGCAGAAGUCCUACUCCACAUCCUUUCCUGGGAAUUUAGGAUCAGUUCAGGGGGCAGGGGCAAUUGCAACCUAUGUUUGAUUCCCAAAAUCCUACAGGCUAAGUAAUCCAACUAAUAUGCAAACAGAUGUGUGAUGCUUGCAUCAAAAUACCAGUAAAUAAGGUUUCUACAGCAUUCAUAAACCAUUCUAAUAAUCUACUAGGAGAAUCAAACAUGCCAAUAUAGCCCAAUCACUUGCCGACUAAACUAGUUAGCAUGCGGCCAUUUGCAAAACAUGAAAGAAAUUCAAAAAAAAAACACGAACAACUCAAGAAUUACCACAAACAACAAGCUUGACAUAGAAAACUUCAGACAGACAAAUCUAGUUUUAAUAUGAAAUUUCUACCAGAUAGAUCCAUCUUAAAGGUCAACAGUGAAAAACACAGCAAUUAUACGCUAUGGAAAAAAAAAACAAAA